This is a messenger RNA of Bombina bombina (fire-bellied toad), 2292 nucleotides long. It is a transcript of the gene SIX1, whose product is annotated as SIX homeobox 1. Gene Ontology annotation, cellular component: nucleus; transcription regulator complex. The record is from RefSeq and is a predicted model, not a curated record. Gene Ontology annotation, molecular function: DNA-binding transcription factor activity, RNA polymerase II-specific; RNA polymerase II cis-regulatory region sequence-specific DNA binding. Bases 209 to 1063 code for a protein of 284 amino acids. Lineage: Eukaryota; Metazoa; Chordata; Amphibia; Anura; Bombinatoridae. The transcript is spliced from 2 exons. Gene Ontology annotation, biological process: regulation of transcription by RNA polymerase II.
CAAUAGCAGCUAACACUGGGCUGGAGCUUUAAGUCAGCUUCUCUUAGUACAGAAAGAAAGUUCUCCCAGCAGCAGCAGGCAGCUUCCCAGAUUGUUGCCCAUUUUGUGCUUCUCAUUCAGCUCUUGGACCCCCCCCCCCAGCUCCUGGAUCUGACACUGGAUCUCCCUAUACCUAGGAUCUACCCCUGGAUAUCCACCAGCCCCAGCCAUGUCAAUGUUACCCUCCUUUGGGUUCACCCAGGAGCAGGUCGCCUGUGUAUGUGAGGUGCUGCAGCAGGGGGGCAACUUGGAGAGGUUGGGCCGGUUCCUUUGGUCCCUUCCAGCCUGUGACCACCUCCACAAAAACGAGAGUGUCCUAAAGGCCAAGGCGGUUGUCGCUUUCCACAGGGGCAACUUUCGAGAGCUCUACAAGAUUCUAGAGAGUCACCAGUUCUCCCCACACAACCACCCCAAACUGCAGCAACUCUGGCUCAAGGCUCACUAUGUGGAGGCGGAAAAGUUGAGGGGGAGACCCCUGGGCGCAGUUGGCAAGUACAGGGUGAGGAGGAAAUUCCCACUGCCCAGGACCAUCUGGGACGGUGAGGAGACAAGUUACUGUUUCAAGGAGAAGUCGAGGGGGGUCCUGCGGGAAUGGUAUGCCCACAACCCUUAUCCCUCUCCAAGGGAGAAGAGGGAGCUGGCAGAGGCCACUGGUCUGACGACCACCCAGGUCAGCAACUGGUUCAAGAACAGAAGACAAAGGGACAGAGCUGCAGAGGCAAAAGAAAGGGAAAAUACUGAGAACAAUAACACAUCCGGCAAUAAACAGAACCAGCUCUCACCUCUGGAUGGUGGGAAGUCACUAAUGUCCAGUUCUGAAGAAGACUUUUCUCCACCACAAAGCCCAGACCAGAACUCAGUGCUUUUGUUGCAAGGGAACCUGACUCACCCAGGAGGAACCUCUUAUUCUCUAAGCGCUUUAAGUGCCUCACAAGGCAACCAUGGUCUGCAAAGCCACCAACACCAACUGCAGGACUCUCUUCUGGGACCUCUCACCUCCAGCCUGGUGGAUUUGGGGUCCUAAAACAAACUGGGCACUAGAGACUUCACUGAUUGUAAAUAGAUAGACACUUUGUGCUCUGAAAUCUUAUCGUGGUACUUAAUAAAUCAUGGAAAGAAGAGACUUCUAUUCUGAAAAAAAUCCCACUUCUAACACCAACAUGAAAAGCGCUUACAAUUGUCCCAUAGCUGUUCUGCAAUUAGCCAAAUACUGAAGACAGAGGCACCAUUAUACCCUCCUCCCCCAACCAAAAAUCUCCUCCAAGAUCCAACAGCUGUUACAAAAGUAGGAUAUACAAUUCCAAAUGGAGUUCCCAAACCUUAUUUAUGAAGAUCACAAUUUUCUGUAUCUUAAAAAUAGCAAAAAAAAAGGUUGAACAAUUCAUUGGAGAAGGAAAAACUAAUGUUUCUCAAAUAAAUUAUAUCACUUGCUCAGCAAUGUGGAGGCGUAACGUUUACAUUUUGUUUUUUUUCACAUUUAGUGUUAAUAAGAUAGAAGAGUAGUUUAUAAUAAAACUCAGUAUUAGUAAAAAAUAAAUAGUGCCUGAUGUCUUUUUUGACACUGGGAAAAUAUAAGAAGAUUAAUUGAUUUCUGGAGAAACUUCAGGGCUGAUCUAGAGAAUAACAACACAGGUUUUCACUUUGAUUUGAUCUAUUUAGCUGGUGAUCUAUUUAAAGAGAGACAUAAUAUAACUGAUAUGGCUCCUGCACACAUUACACUAAAGAUCUGUGCACUCAUUUAUCUUUCUUUUUCGGUUUGCAAAGCUACAAAAUACAAAUAAGAGUCAAAUCUGAUUUGUGUAAGUGUUGAGUGCAAAUGCAGGUCCUUAGCUGUCAUUAUCUAGAUAAAUUGCUUCCAUUUGUCCUUAAUUGAUAUUGAAAACCGAUUAACUUCAAUUGUGCUAAACUGAAUCCCCUACACUGGAAAUGCUGAAUCUAUUUGGCUUUUUUUUUUUUUUAACAAUUUGUUAUUUAUCUAAAAUAAAAAAGAUGAAACAUAAAUCAGAUCUGUAUAAUUUUAUUCUACUUAUUUUUUUUUCUUGUACCAAAUAAUAAUAAUAAAAAAACAGGUACAGAUCCCAAUUUGCAAACUAUUUUGUUCCUUUUAACACCACAAUUCUUGCCUAGAAUACGUGUGUUUUAUUUUAUGUAUUGUUAUAAUUUAUUUAGUUGUGUUUUAUAUGCUGAGGAGGUGUUGGGAUGUGUAAAAAGGAAAUGUGUUUGUGAUAUUUAUUAAAGUAAGAAGAAAAUGAA